This is a messenger RNA of Xyrichtys novacula (pearly razorfish), 14759 nucleotides long. The record is from the annotation of a GenBank genome assembly. Lineage: Eukaryota; Metazoa; Chordata; Actinopteri; Labriformes; Labridae.
GUACUGGAUCACCGUCGCUCUCCGGAAUGCUAUUGGUGUUACACAAUAUGCAUCCUUGAAAGCAGUUGCAAAGAAAAAUAAUAAGAAAAUGAUCAAGUUAAUAUUUUCUGACCACAUAGAAAAUCGUUUAAAGUCGUAAAACUUUAAGCUAGCUGUCAGUUUGACUAUUACUAAUGAGCACGUUGUCUGUGUUUAAAAUCUAUCCGCAAAAUCCGUGUUUUCGCCUCUGGUCUCUCUCUCUCUCUGUGUCCAAAGCUCAAGGCAGCAGCUCUCUAAACACCAGAUCAGACUCUGGUUCCGAUGGUUCUGAUUGUCCAGAGCCGCUCAGCUUAACCAGAGACAACUGCACAGUCAGAAUUACUGUGUUUCAGCUGAAGAUGAGCGGUCAUAAGCUGCUGUUUUCCGGGCUAAAGUUCUGGACUCCAGGAUCUAAUAAGUGGAUAAACCGACUUCAUGAUGGUGAGCCUCUCUCCCGAUCCUCUUUUUAAAGAUUUAGCUGUUAUCUCUGAAAUGAUUAGCCUUCAAUGUCCUGUACGGAGGAAACAACCAGUAAACCAUCACAAAAUGUCUGUUUUUUAAACUAACCUGCGGACUUCCUUCUUUUUAUCAGCUGUGUGGUUGACAUCUAGGUUGAUAUCUACCACCUGACUGUCAAAUGAAUUUUAUCCAUUUUUUUUUUUUUUUGUAAAAAUAAAAGAAUUUAACACGAAAUAUUUUGGAUUUUUGCUGAUAGCCAGUAGCUUUGCCGAAAUUUUACACUCACUUCAGCGUAUACUACCGCUGACAUUUACACUUAUUUUCUUCCUUGUGAGGAACAGCAGCUUUUCUCUUAGUUAUCACUGUUACUUUUAAUGUAAAGAUCUUUUUUUAGAAACAGACAUCUAAAAUAGGCAAUAUUUGACUUUACGAUAUUGUAUGCUCUAUUACUUAUAGACAUUCAAUCCCUCUGCUUUAUGAUAGCCUAAUUCUACACAGUCAUGAAUGACACUCACUUCAUACAUAAAUAUUAGCACGUCUAAACUGCACGUUUGAUGUGUUUGGUUAUAGUGACCCUUUUUUUACCUGCUGAUUUUAACUCAACUUUUCAGUAGAGUCUGAUCAAUACUGCAUUUUCAGGGCGAACACUGAUAUUAAGUUUUUCAGAAGACUGAUAUUUGGGAAGAAUAUGCAUUGAUCGUAAAAAUUUGACAUUGUCUGGCAAAAUUUAGAAUAUGGAAUAUCACAACACUUUACCAAAAUGCUUUUAGCAAAUUUUUAAUCAAAUCCAAAACUUUUGUGUGCUUCACUUUUUAUCAGUUUUCUGAAAAUAAAGGGAAAUACAGAUGAUCGGCAAAAUGCUGAAUAUUGGCACAGAUAAUUAGCCAAGGCUGGUAAUCAUUUUACACUUACUUUUAAGGUGUUAUCUGCUGAAACCAAUACGGGGCUGAUAACAUCAUACCUUCCUUGUUAUGAUAAUUAUGAUGAUUAUUGUUAGUAGAAGUAUGAAUUGGAGUUCACACCACAUUCACACACUGUUGGCAGAGGCUGAUAUGUAUAGAGCCCAUCGGUCUUUGACCAAUUCAAUUCACACAACACUUGGCACAACCAGUGAGGGCGGGUGCGGUCAAGAGUCUGCCCAAGGACGUUUCAGCAUAUGGGUCAAACCCCUGACCCUCCAGAGACGUCAGAUUCUACCCCUGGUCCACAGCUGCCAAAUAGCCUGACGUAGUGUGGUGACUAGAAUAGAAAACAACCUAAUUCAUCUGAGUGAAAGAAAAAUGAGGAACAAGUGAAAAAAAAAUAUUAUAGUUAAAUUAAUAAUGCUAACACAUGUUGUAGAAUAUUGGAUUAACAUCAAUAUUGGAUAUGCCAGUAUUUGCAAAGAGAUAUCAAUAUUCACACUGAUAUGUACACCAUUAUUUUUAUACUCAUAAGGACACCAAGUUUCUCUAAUAAUAUAAUAACUAUUUAAAGAUGACUACUAAGGUUAUUCAUACAGAAACUAUCAAAUCAUACAUCACAAGGUGCUCUACAAAACAUACAUGCCCAGCAAUAUCGCAUCCAUAAUAAACUACAAAGGCAAAAACAUCUCAGUGAAAGCUUAAAAUGAGGCAAAUCAAAACAGUUCAUUAAAAGGUCAUUACAAACAAAUUUAAACAAUUAAAAUCAUUGAAAAUAUUUGGAGCAAGGAGGAGGUUCAUACUGAAAUCAUAACAAGAAAUACUCCAGUAGAGCUAUAAAUAUAUUCACAAGUCCAUUCCUCUCAGGUCAGAAACACAGCUUUAAAAAAUAUGGCACCUGCUUUUUUCGUCAACUCCCAGACUUAAGAGACCAGACUGGGCCUGAACAAUUUACACUUUGGACUCUUUGUAUAGCCGGCAGUGGAAACAAAUGGAACAAAAACAUUCAGUUACUUGAACCUUUAAGCUUAUAUUUAUUACAAAAUUCAGCAGCAUGUGUCCUGACUAAGACCAGGAGGUGGGCCAACAAUUCACUGCUUUUAGAAUUGCAUUGGCUCCCCAUGUGUUUCAGGAUCACGUUUAAGGUUCUUUUACUUGUUUUUAAAAGUCUUAAUGGUCUUGGACCUUCUUAUCUCUUAGAAAUGCUCUUUCUUUAUGAACCCUCUCGGACCCUGUGCUCCUCUGGCAGCAGGUUUCUUGUCAUUCCCAAAGUCACGACACACACACACACACACACACACACACAUUUUGAGGCGUCUUUGCAGUAUUACAGCUCUCGUCUGUGGAACAUCCCGCCAGAGGACCUCGGGGCUGCAGAGAACAUUCAUGUUUUUAAGAGCAGGCUCAGACCUACCUUUUUAGCUCAGCCUUUGAUUAAUAUUUAUUUAUGUUUUUUAUUUCUAUUUAUUCUUAUUAGUCUAGGUUUCAUAUUUCAUAUUUAUUUUUACCCACUUACAUUAUUUUAUACUCUGUGUUUUAUUCAUAUUUCAAAUAUUUCAUUUUUUACUUAUUUUUAUUCUUUUAUCAUCUUUAGGACCCCCAGUGUUUCCUCUGGGGGGCCCUCUGCACUGCAAGCAGUUGUUGGCUGUGGUUGCAGGGCCCUGUCUCAUGGGUCCAGGGGAGCUUGUGCCUCCUACAUCUCUCCUCUGGCCCUGUGUCGGUGUCCUGUGGCUGCAGGCGGUUCUCUGCUUCUGGUGCAGACAGUUCCUCAGAUGGUGCUCUCGCAGCUGGUUCAUCUGUACUUUGCAGGUGUGGUGCGUGCGUGCGUGCGUGCGUGCGUGCGUGCGUGCGUGCGUGCGUGCGUGCGUGCGUGUGUGGCUUUGGGUGUGACUGUGUAUGUGACGGCUAAAUGGUGGUUGUAUGGUUGUGGGAGUAGGGUAGUUGAGGGGAAGGAUGUAGAUCUGUUUUUAAUAAAGCGUGAAGCACUUUGUGUCGUAUAUUUUGUAUGAGAAGCGCUGUGUGAAUAAAGUUUUGAUUGAUUGAAGCUGGAAAAAUCCCCUUAAACACUGAUGGUCUCUUGUUGGUUAAAUAUAUGCUUCACAUAAUUUAGACGUCAUACUUUCCCUUUUAGCCCGAGCAGAUUAUCAGAGUGAUAGUGUACAAUUACUGAAGUAUAUUGAAUCCAAGAAGCUGAACACUUUAGUACUCUGUCCAUCUUUGGUAAUAGUGUAGAACUCACUGUUUGGCUCUCAGUCUGUCACUGACACUGCUGUAGGAGGAAACCUUCACCUGGCUGUUGCCCAUGACAAACAUGGUCUGGGAUUGAUAAUGCGGUGCCUUAUAAACAAACACAGCUUACUUCAUAUCCUCUGUGUUCUCUGCAGGUGUAAAAAGAAGUGGAACCGUAUCUUUCUCCUCUGGUAACCCAAAGGUCUGUAUUGUUGGUAGCGGUCCAGCAGGAUUCUACACAGCCCAGCAUUUGAUCAAGGUAGGCCUUAUAGUGUAAGAAUAGUAUUUAGUUAUAAUGAAGAUGAUCUGGGAUGUGGGUUACAUUCUUCUGUCUUCUUUGUAUGGACUUAAAAUUGUGGCCUAGUAAUCAUGUAAUGGGAUAUUGAAGUGUUGAAGGAAAUUAUUCGCUGAUCAAAUAAUCAAUCAUGAACGUUGAGUAUGACAUUAUCUAUUGUACUUUGUUUGUUUUCUUGUAUUAUAAUUAUUCAAUGCUUAAACCAGAUUAUAUGAUCUGUACUUUUGUAUUUUGUUUGCUUUAUUGUAUUGUACAAUGCCAUGAAAUCAUAUGGAUUUUUUUAAAUUUUAGUUGACUGUAUGCAUGAGUGAAGGACCCCAGGAAGAAUAGUCGUCACAAAGUGAAGACUAAUGGGGAGCCGUAAUAAACAUAAACAUUUACAAUAUACCUUUAACAUUCUGUAAUAAUAAAAUCUAUGGAAGUCAACAUAAACUUAUUCUCUCUUGUACCAAGUUACAUUUCCAUCUGAUACUUAUUUCUUAUUUAUACCCAUAAUGAAAGAAAUAUGGUCAAUGCAAACAUCAAAUGUUUCAAUCCUACACAGGGUUUAUGAAAGCAAAUAAAAAUGUAAUGUUCAUAAAGCCCAGUUUAUUCAAUAAUGAGAUUAACUCACUCUGCUUUGUAAAGGUUCAUUUGUUGCCAGAAAAGUUAUAAACUAGGGCUAAACAUAAUUUGGCAACUACUUCAGUAUGUGCAGUAGCUUAGUCUUGUGCAUGCUAAUUUAGCAAUCUUAACGUCUGCCUCUUAACCUCAUAUUUAGUCCUCUAAAAACCCAGAUCCAGGUCUGAUAAAUCAAAAAUCAAUAUUCUUUUUGGAAAUCAUGAACUCUGCAUCCUCUGCUGUAAAGAGUGGAGGGACCACCCAGGUUGUUCUCAGCUCUCAGUCCAAAGCCAGUGUCCUUGAUGGUUUUGGGAUCAUCAGAGUCCAUGUCAUGGGUAUCUUCCACAUCCGUGAAGGCUCCAUUAAUGCUGAACAAUAUCUACAGGUUUAGGAGCAACAUCUACCGCUGUCCAGACAAAAAAAUUUUCAGGGAAGACCUUAAUGUGUCAGCAAGACCAUGACAAACCACGUUCUCACAGGGACAAGAGUCCUGCUGAGAAACUGGUCUGCCUGCAGUCCUAACUUGUCACCUGAUUAAAACAUUCGGAGCAAUAUAAGACAAAAAUGUGAAAUUUUCCGGUAAAGGGUGUGGCUUCUAUGUUUUGGCUUUCCUUGAAUAAAAAAAAUCAUGAGAAGUGUGCCUUGUAUUUCCUCGUUACCUUUAAAACUCAAACUGGUGUAACAGCUUAAACCUCAGCUUUUUGUUGAUGCCUUUGUUCAGAUAAAACCACUCAAAACCCUCUCUGUAUGAUAAUCUGGUGUUUUGUGUCACCUGGCUGUGUCAGGACACGUUUGUACCUUCAUACAGCUUGUCAUCAACUAUUUAUUGGUUUACUAUCAGUAGGCCAUAACUGCCAAGUUGUUGCCUGCAGUGAAAUGAAUACCAAAUGUUAUUCUAUCUUUACAGCCAUACUUAAAAUGAUUAGAGUUUGGAUGAGGGACAGCACCAGCUUUAAUUUACUGCUUCAAACAAAGACUUUCAUUCAGAAGUCUUACUGAUAAACUUUAACUCGUGUGUGAUUAACCUUUUUUUCUUCAGCCCCCACCAGAAGAAAUAAUAUAAUUCAUACCCUACAAAUACAAGUGCUUUGGGCUCACUGAUUAAAAAGCGCUAUAAAAUCUGAUGCAUUAUUAUGAAAUAGCAAAAUAUCAAUUAUGAGUUUUCCCUUUCCAUAAAGUCUUUUUUGUUUUUUUCACCUAGGCCCGUCAAGAUGUUGAAGUGGACAUCUACGAACGACUGCCGGUCCCCUUUGGCCUGGUCAGGUUUGGAGUGGCCCCUGAUCACCCUGAAGUCAAGGUCUUUAAUUUAGAAUAAGUGUCUUAGAAAAUACAAAUGUUCUUCACUGUUUAGGUGUAAUGAUUAAUUAGGAACAAAUUUCUCAGUAGGUUUACAGACAACCACUCCCACAUUGGCAGGUUUGGAGUCAGAGGCUCUGAAAUAAGCUGUCCGGCAGUGUGACCUACAAACAGACCAAGAAUGUCUGCACAGUGUUUAUGUGAUUGAAUUGUUUGAUUGUGAGUUUAAAUGGGAAAAACAGGAUAGGUGAAAGGUGUGCAUGUUUUUGUCAGCUCACAGUCUUUUAGAAAGUAAGGGAACAGCAGUGAAAUGAAAGGAAACGCAGUGAACUUCAGUCACCAAUGUCUUCUUUAGACUGUCGCUAAGAACGUUUCUCAAAGAGUCAGACUAAUGAUGCUGUUUUCAAACUGCUGAAUUUUCUCACCCGUGUUCUUAAAUUUAUUAAUACUAUGUCCUCAUUAGUUUGAAGCUCCUCCACAAGCAAUCAGCACAGGUGAAUGUCUCUUUGCUGCUCAUAGAGAGACAUGAGACUGCAGUGCUGUGUGCACAGAGAAACUGAUGAUUGAUAUGCAUUGACAAUGAAAUUGAAAAACUUAUACUUAUGUCUACCUACCUACCAACCAACCAACCAACCACCCUGUUUGCAGUUGGCAGCUGACCAGUUACACUCAGAGUACAGUUAUGCCACACAGUGAACUCUGUCAUCCACAGGGUCCACAGUAUAAGGCUUUGAACACUCCUGCUCCAGACUAAUCUUUUAAUACUGUUCCCACAACACACUGGUGCCUGUACCGUUAUGUGUGAUGAAACUCAUGAACCUUAAUGACCUACAUUUAGCAGAUUGAACCAGAUCUACAGCAAAGUUGUCUCAAUCACUGCUGUGAGAGAAAUCUAACUCCUUAACUCUGUUUUCUCAUUAUGGCCUUUUCUUCCUCAGAACGUCAUCAACACCUUCACACAGACGGCCAACCACUCGCGCUGCAGCUUCUACGGUAAUGUGAAUGUGGGGAAGGAUGUGAGUGUUGAAGAGCUGCAGCAGGCCUACCAUGCAGUUGUACUGGUGAGAACAGGAAAGCAUAAAACUGUCUGUUAGGUCAAUCAGCUAGGAGCCAAAAUAGCAGCAAGCAGCAGAUCUGUUUUUAGUUUACAAGAAGCCGAACUCGUCAGUGUCUUAAAAUUCUGUAGAUUCACUGUGGUUUGCAAGAAACAGAUACUGACAAAAAGGCGCCUCCCAUAACUAUGUCUGAAGCUGCUCGAAUUGCUCAAAGCCGGUUUUAAACCUAAGAAGUCAACAUGAACAGUGUCAGGCACAAAUGACCAACCACAGACAUGAAUACAUUUGUUCUCACCUAGUCAUAGUUAUUAUUGUCAGUCACAGAGAAACUUAUUAUAUCAGUAGAACAUGAUAGCAGUCAUAACCAAGACUAAACUCAACACAGCUAUGUUUACAACAUGGAGAAAGAGCCAUCAGAUAGAUGUGAGAGAAACAUCUUACAAUGUCACAUUUCCAUGAUGAGUGUGACAACAGUGACUUCCAUUUAUCCUCUGAAACUGGCUUGUUGUUGUGUAUGUCAGUUUUAGACAUAAUAUUUCAGCUGCAGCCAGGAUGGGGUUAAAAGAGAGGAUCUGUGUAUGGUAUAAAUGAGUAAAGGUACAUGAUGCAAAGUAAUUGACAUUCUCAAUUCUAUGUCUAACUGCAUUUUACACACAAUCAGUAACUUUCGUUCUUGUCUUCUUCUAUGUAAAAUCCUACAGGGAGACAAAGUGUCCUGUUGGUUUCUCUCCCCUGUCUCUCUCUAUUGGCUCAGACUUUUCUCUUUUAUCCUGAACCUAACCUGCUCUGGUGCAGGUUAGGUUUUCAAUAUGAGUAACCAUGGUGAUUUACUUUGCUAACAAGUGACAUAGCUUUGUAGUACUCCAAACCUGGAGUUACUUCAGUAUCUGCAAAUCCUGCUUCAUAGUAAAGGCUCCAGUUUUGGUGACCUUAGAGAGCUUAAUGCUUUAAGCCACAAGAGUUCUGACUGUUAGAAAUGAAAGAUCCUUAGUACAGAGUGUUGCUGCUUGCACCUCUUAUAGAAGUUAUCCCAUGAUUCAUGCAUAUGUGCGUGUUUGUUGUACAUUUUACUGUCAGAGCUACGGAGCAGAGGGAAACAGGAGUAUGGGGGUUCCAGGGGAGGACCUGGCAGGUGUUUACUCAGCCAAAGACUUUGUUGGCUGGUACAACGGGCUCCCCAGCUGUCGAGAGGUAAGACUAAUGAACAAACAAUUCAACUCAAAAGCACAUCAGAGACAAUCACAAUCAAAUUAGUCAUCUUUAUCCACUCUUGAGGUUUUCUUCUUGCUCCUUGUAUUUUCAAAUCUAAAAAUCUUUCUUCCUGGUUUAGCUGAGUCCAGACCUGAGUUGUGAAACAGCUGUUGUUCUAGGACAGGGAAAUGUGGCCUUGGAUGUAGCAAGAAUCCUCCUGUGUCCGCUUGAUAUAUUAAAGGUGAGGAGCACUCAACCUUGGUCUCUGAAGAUAACAGACAACUUAAUAAAAAAAGAGGAAUAACCAUGAGGGCCUGUUUUCACGUGUGUGUGCUUUAUUAUUUGAACACAGUCCACUCCAUUUAUCAAGACGAUUGAAAUAAGGUUCUCUACAGAGGGUGAUGAUUCUAUCAGUAUAUACUUACUGGGAAUAUAUCCUCCCUAAUAAGGUAGUAAACCUGUACAUAUAUACAUAACCAUAUUUUAUAUGCUUGUCUCAGAGUACUGACAUCACCCAGCUGGCCCUGGAGGCUCUGGCAGAGAGCAAAGUCCGCAGAGUACUGAUAGUUGGCAGGAGAGGACCCGUCCAGGUUGCCUGCACAAUAAAGGUAUGUGUUAGUAUCUGAGAGAAGGAAUGAAACUGUCAACUUGUUUAACUUUGAAAAAGAAAGAUCAACUUACAGUCGAAGCCAUCUUUUGCUGUACUGUCAAACCCCAGACCAAAUAAUUCAGGUUUUUUAACCACCAUAUUACCACACCAAGUAAUCAAGGCAAUUUAAAUAAAAACAUGUUGGACGGCUGCAACACUAAAUCAAAAUGUUAAAAACCAUGUUUUUUAGAUCAAUGAGGCACCUCAGCAGGGUUUGCAGAUCUAAAGGUCCGGAGCUGUGCAGAUCUGUGCACUCAUUGGUUAAAGACAUACAGGCACAAUCAAACCAAGGAAGUUCAGUUUAAAAGGCGGCAGAGGGAGGUUUGGCAUUUAAUGAUAGAGGAACUAACAGUAAAUAUUUACAGAAUAAUAUUUUUUAAUACCGUCUGCUGGUCUCUUAAAUUUAAUUUAUGCGUUCUCAGUGGCAGCAUUUUGCUUUACAGCCUUACAGCACAGAUUGGUUGAAAGUGUGUACAGGUGUGUACAGUGUGGUCAACUCUGUGUUUAUUAUAGUUUUAUGUUUGUUCUGGUAAUAAAUGAACAGCAUUACACGGGUUAACUGUCAAUAAUUAAUGUUAUAAAAUGAUAAAAUGAGUCAACAUUGUCUUUUUUUAACAGCCAAAAUCGUUCACUAAGAGAAUAACAUUCUUUCAUAUUGAAAUAAUGGACUUCACCAUUUUCAGUGUUUUUUUUUUUUUUUUUGUCUUGUCUACAGGAGCUUAGAGAAAUGGUGAACCUGCCAGAUACCAGACCUGAGAUGGUUGCAGCUGAUUUUGAGGGUGUCCAAGAGGCCGUCAAUGGUAAGAAAUUUCAUCAUCUACCACCUUUUUUGAGUUCCUGAGGCACUUCCUUUUUACUGCCUCAUCAUCUCACCCUGCACAUGAACUGGGCAAGUGGGAACUGUUGCAACUUUUACUUGAUAAUUAUCAUUAAAAAAGGUAAAAACAAACAAACAAAACCCAGAAAACUGACAGUUACAGAUAAAGUGAAACAUCAUUACCUAAAUGGGGCUGAGACACAAGAAUAAGGUACAAAUGACUGAAAGGUCAAAAAUAUUCAAACAGUGUAUGCAUUUGACAGAUUCAGCAAGGUGAGAUGAGUCUUUUUGGACUUAUUGAUGCUGACAUUAAUAGAAAAAUAGAGCUCUUGUUACAGUGAAGAGUCAGCACUUAAAGCUGCGUUUCUUUUGUCAUCACACAUCUUUUUUAAAACAAUUACCUGAGGAGUAAAGUCAACAUGUCACCUGCACACGUGUCCAACAUACUGAGCACAACGUAACAAGAUGUGUCAUACUCUUUCCUCCAUCAAACUAGCCACACAGAACAUGUGAGGUAACCACACAUGUUUAAAGUCUGGGUUCAAAAAACCUGACUUUGAAAGAUGCAGAGUGUUCAAAAUGUCACCAGGAAGUUGUGGUUACAGCAGAACAAACCCUAUAGACCUUUCAGCCUAUAUGCUGUGUGGGACUGGAAACUGGUAACCAGUAAAUACACAGGCCAGUUUUGAGGUGCAGGUUUGAUAAAGACAGUAAACUCAUUAUUCCUCCUGCUGACUUGUUGGUGGGUUUGUCCUUGUAACAGAAAUGACAUUGGGCUGUCUGAUCUGAUGCAACUUGUGCUGAGUGAUCACAGUCUCUUUGCCUCAGUUCACGGCUAUCUGUCACAAUCUCAGUCUAGUCUCUGUUGAACAUGAUAACCAGUAAGUGACGGGUAAAGCUGGUGGCUUGUAGUACCUGAAACCUAAGCAACACAGCUCUGAUGAGCUGUUUGUGGUUUCAAAAAGCAGUAACAGGAAACACCCCAAGGCCAAUGAAGAAACACUGCCCAUUGAAAACCAGUCUGAUUACUUUUUUUUUUGGUCUGUGCUGCAGCUGUGGAGUCUAGUGUGGUCUAAUGACAGGAACCUUCAGCACUUUUGCACACAUUUUACUAAAACAAGAUGGCGUAUCAAAACUAGCGGAAGCACAUGAUCAAGCAUGGAUCUGCAUGCUUAUAUAACAAUCAGCAUACUGUUUCACCUUUGAUCAAGAUCAACUCUCUGUAGUCACGGCAUUACAAAUCUCUAGAACUGAAGUCAAACAUCAUUCAGGCUGAUAGUCAAGGCCAAAUCAAAGCAGUGUGGGCAGUGGCCAAGGGCACCACCAUCUGGAGGAUUAUUGCCUUACACCCUAAAUGUUUUCAUGGAUGCCCUGAUUAUUAUUAUUAUUAAUAUUAUAUCAAAAAGCACUCCUGUUUAAGACACUUGGCUUACUUUACUAAAGUGGUUAACCUGUCCAGCAGAAAGGUUACAGGGUCCAAAAGAUCCUGAAGCACCCCUCGUCGUUUAUGCUGAUGUUGACCUGGCUUUUUAGCUCUUGUCCAGUCUACCUCCUUUUUAAGUGCCCGUUAUUCUGCCAGAGUCUCCGGUAUUUACUUCAUUUUAUUGCUUGUGUUUUCCGUGCUUUCUGGUUGGUUUCUACUGUCCAGUAUUGUAGCACGCUAACUUUGUUUGGGCUCGUGAACAUUAUUGGCAGACGUGGCGCAUGCCUCGCAACAUGAGGGAGCAGUGUCCGCCUCACAACCAAUCAGGUUGUGGGAGGCGGAGAAUGGCUUUGUUUACAGUCAGAAAGAGCGAGCUGCUCAAAAAAAUUUUAAUGUUGAUUACACAGACAUAACAGAACACAGUCAUAUUGUUAUAUUACCAAAUGUCAUCAAUAACUAAUAGAUAUUGACUGAUAUUAAAAGCUUUUUUGUAUAUACACCACAAAAAAAGAUGCUUCUUUAACAAAACCCUGCCUACCCCACCUUUUAAGAGUCUAUUUUCAAUGCCAAUACUCCAAUAACAAGACUCAUUUAUCUGGUUUAAUGUUGUGCUUGCCUUAUCUGUAUGUUACACUGGCAGUAUAAGCACCCUUUAGAUAUUUCCAUAUCUGUGUGUUGGCUAAUAAUGAACUGAAAAAAGUGCCAGACUGUCGCUGAGGUCAUUCAGGGACAGCGUUUCUGUGACAGGGUUUGCACCACAUGCACACUUGGGCAGACGUAAGUGUUCAGAAUAUAAAAACCUGAGCAGUGUGCACUCUAGUCUCACAGUCACUAAAAAGGAAUUGAAUCAGAAUUCAUUAUCAAUUUUUGCUCUUAACUUGCAUUCAUAAAUCUAUUCUUUCUUUCUUUAUUGAUUGGUUUUUGCCUUCACCCCUCUAAGAUGGAAAUCUCCAUGCUCAUUUAUCAAUAAUUCAGGUUAUGUCAAAUAAAAAGAUAUCUGAGGGGCUAUACUAUAAACAGUGGGUUUUGUAUACUGCAAUUGUUAUCAUUGUUUUUAGUGGGGUUUUUUUAUCCUUAUUGACCUCUGUUGGAUGUGUGACAUUUACAAAUUAAACCUAACAACAACUAACUCUAUUUCGGCUCAUCUAGGUCCUUAGGGAGGAGGAUAGGAGUAAGUGCCUCACAGUAUAUGAAAGAAAAAACAGAGGACAUCUCAAAUCUGGUCAAAUUUUAAGCAGAGGUACCUUUUCUCUGUCAGAUUUGCCGAGGCCCAGGAAGCGUCUGACUGAGCUGAUGUUGAAGACAGCCAUGGAGGUCCCUGGAGAGAAGGAGCAGGAGAGGCGGAAAAAGGCAUCCAGAGUCUGGGGCUUCAGAUUCUUCCGGAGCCCUGUAGAAGUCCUCUCUGACCCCGACCACAAAAGAACAGCUGGUAUCAGACUGGCUAUCAACAUGCUGGAGGUGAAAACCAUAGAUUUUAAAUUCCAGCAGGCAGCAGCCCCCCAUUUGGAUGUGGUCUUGAUCAUUUUAGUCCUGUUUGUGUGACCAGGGUUCAGGAGAAUCAGCCCGAGCAGUGCUCACAGGGGAAGUGGAGGAUGUGACUUGUGGCCUGGUCAUUAGCAGUAUUGGCUACAAGAGCCUACCCAUUGAUGCAUCAGUGCCAUUUGACUCUCACAGAGCCAUCGUCCCCAACAUCAUGGGCCGAGUCCAACAAGCUACAGGUAAACACAACCAAAACAAGACCACUUAGCUCACUGUGAUCUCUCUAAGGUCAACAUGCAUACAGUAAUCCACCUGUCUUUAGGUCUAUACUGCAGUGGCUGGCUGAAAACUGGACCAACUGGAGUGAUAGCCACCACCAUGAACAACAGCUUUGACACUGCACGCUCUGUGGUGGAGGACAUGGACUCAAGAAGGCUGGAUGUGUCAGCUGGAAAACCUGGUUCACAAAGUAUCAGUGCUUUGCUGGAUGAGAGAGGUAAUGGAUUUAGCUUUUCUGAUUGUUUUAUUAGCUUUUAGCUUGGGGCCACAGAAAACAUUUUAAUAACACAAUGUAUUAAACCGCCUCUUAAAAUGCACCAUUGAGCCUUAUAGAUGCAUUUAUUAUGCUUAGAAACAAUUCUUGAAAAAGAUUCAAAGCAUUCAUGAGAACUGAUAACAGUGUUAAUAAGGUGUGAUACACAAGGAACAUGAAGCCUUAUGAAGGGAUGAUCUACAGUAUAAUGUAUACCUUACAGCAGCAACUUUGAAUUUCAAAGUUUCAUAACACGUUCUUACUCCACAACUUAAUCCAGUUAUUUAAAGUUCAUAGGGAACUUACUCAGUGAAUCAUUGGGAGUUUAAUUUUUAAAUUUGUUUUAAGUAACUUUGAUUAAUUUCCAGAGUAAAUUAAAGAUGUAACAACACCCAAAGUUGCGCAAGAUUUAGGUCUAGACCUGCUCUCUUGGACAGCAUUUUAAGAUAACAAUUGUCGUGAUUUGGCACUAUAUAAAUAAAAAUUGAUUGAUUGAUUUCCAAGAUGUCAAAGGCCGUGAAAAGAAGUGUACAAAAUAAAGGCUACUUUUUACCUUUUUAAAUUAAAAGGGAUAGCUGAUUGAAGACUCAUAUUUUAAUGAAAUAAAACAGAUUUUUGAAGUCAAAAUCUUUCUAAGGGCCUCUUUAGUUUAAACUCUGAAUGAGUUCUCCAUCAACUUUAAAUAAAAUAAACACUGUUUUUUUUAUAUCUGGAUUAAGAUCAGUUGAUGAGAAAUCAUCCCCUAGUAUUUAUUUCCAGUGCUUAGUGUUGCUAAAACAGUUUUUAUGAAUGCUUAUAAUCAUUUAUAAGGAAUGUGAAUUAAUGUAUAUAUAAAGCUUUAUAAAUGUGCAAAUGGUGUAAGUGUAAGUUGUGGAUUUAUUUUAAGUGUCACCUAAAUUUAUUUGUAAUAUAUUUGUUCAAUUUUCAUUUUUUUUCAUUUAGUUUCAUGUGUCAAUAUACUGUAUGUUUAAUUCUUUCAUAAAAAUGUCAGCUUUUGGGAAUGGCUUGUAAAACUUGGGCAAAUGAAAUGUACCCAUAAAAAAAGUAAUAUUAGUUAUUUAACUUAAAUGCUUAUUUAUUUUUUUGAAGUUCAUUUAUGAUGAUUUACUGAUUUGACAGGAUAGGAUUUCAUCUGUAACAAACUUUCAUAAUUAAAAGGUUACUAUUAUUACUCAACAAGUUAAAUUAAAGAAUGUAAAGAAAUGGGAUCAGUUCAGACAGCAGCAGUUCAGGAUGUGCUUUAUACCUUCAAAAUCACACUCACUGGUUUAGUGGGGUGACCAGUUCUCAAUGUUAAAUUAACUAAUUUGAACAUCUUUAUUUCAUGGAUCAUAGGGGUGAAACCGGUGCUGUUCUCAGACUGGGAGAAGAUCGACGCCCUGGAGACCAGAAGGGGCGAAGCCAUUGGGAAACCCAGAGAGAAGCUGCUGACUGUGGAGGAGAUGCUGCUGGAGGCACGAAAGUGACAGGAGAUCAACUUUUAACUGACACUGAGUUUGUUACUUUUGCACUAUAAAACUACAGCGAUUACCAUGGCAACGAGGACCUCAAUGACACUAGGCACAAGAGAGCAGAGAAAAUACCCUCAUGGAUUUGAUUCAUAUUAUACAUGAUACAUUUACAGGUAGUGGGAACUGCUGAUGCUAUUUUAAAUAAGACUGUUAGUGUGUACAUGUGAUUAAAGAUGUAUCUAUUUGAGAUUGAAAUUUUUAUACACCCACAUUUCGUAGAGAAGAAAAUGUACAAACUGUCCAUUUUGAUUAAAAUGAAUAAAUAUAUGAUUUUAUUCCUGCCCUGGAGUUGUUUUUUUAUUU